This is a messenger RNA of Corylus avellana, 2625 nucleotides long. RefSeq lists its product as uncharacterized. The record is from RefSeq and is a predicted model, not a curated record. NCBI's taxonomy places the organism in Eukaryota, Viridiplantae, Streptophyta, Magnoliopsida, Fagales, Betulaceae.
ACGCCUAUUUAUUUUUACCCAUUGUUGGAGAGAGCGAGAGCAGAGAGAGAGAGAGAGAGGAUUAUCUUUCCCCUGGGUCCUCUGUCCCCAGUGAUCUGAGUCCAGUUCUUUUCUCUCUAUCUCUCUCUGUGUCUCUCUCAACUGUUGGGGUUGAAAGCAUUUCCUUUUGGUUCUUUGGGAUUAUGCACUGAUAUGGUUUAUGAAAUGAGAAUUUUCUUCACAAAGAAGAAGCAGAUAUUCUAAUGGCUCAAUACUCUUUUCCUGGGUUCCCUGCCUCCUGGAGCUGUUCGGGGAUGGGGCAUUGAGUACGAGUUGCUAUUCCUAAACAUGCAACAUCAGCUCUGAUGUGAUUCUAGUUUCGGCGACGACAUCAUGUUGAUGCAAGGAGAUUUUGAUCUGAAUUCAGUACAAAUAUGUACCCAGUCACUUGAAGAAGCUUUGAAGCAAACUAUGCUCAACCAGGAGGUUUUAUUUAGGAAGCAGGUUGAGGAACUCCAUCGGUUAUAUACGGUGCAGAAGACGCUGACGGAGAAUCUUGCCUGGAAGGAGUUUCAUGCAUACAAUUCAAUGAAAGCAAGAACCCAUUCAACUCUGUCAUCUUGUGAAAAUCAAACAAGCUUUGAAGCGCUCGCGAAAGAGACAAUCUUUCCCUCGAUUCUCAUGGUGGGCCCAACACAAUCUACAAGCCAUGUGUCACUAGAAGAGCACCUUAGGCAGAGGCCUCCAGAUCUUCAACUUCCUGAUCAGUAUAUUAGACAUGCUUAUCCAGAGUUGAAACUCUCCCUGGGCAGUGGAGAAUACUCUUGGAGCAAGGGGAGUGCUAAGAGAAGUUGGUUCCAUAAAGAAGCUCAUUCCUGCAGCCACAAUGUUAUUGAUUUAGAAGAGUCAAUUGAGAGGGUAUCAAAUGAGGAUGAAAAACUUGCACCUUCUGGAGGUGAGAAUGAGUCAGAAGUUUCUGUCCUUUCUGAUGCGAUCAUCUCAAGUAGUGUGAAGAAAGAUUUACCAGAUGGUGGGAUUGCAGACAAUUGCUCUCUUGUAGAUGACCGCAAAUGCUGUCAAGAGCAGAACUCUUUCAAUAAAGGAUUUAAAAACUGCCAUGUGGGUAUUCCAAGUACCAAUCUUUUCACCAAGAUGCAACAGUCCCCAUCAUUUAAAGCAGCACAUGUGGGCCUUAACAAAGUUCAACUUGAUGACUCGUCUUGUUACUCAAAUGAUCUUGUGGUCGCCCGUCCUUUAGCAGCCAGCUCAGAACAUGUUUUCAUUGAACCAGUUGGCAGGGUUCAGGAGGACACUUGUGCAUCCCUGACUUGGAGAAAAGAAAAUAAUAGCUCCUCAAAUGAAACCUCCGACAUGCUUCACCAAGAUGAUGCAGUGAAUUCUUCUUUGGAUCCCAACAACAAAAGCAAUAGGACAGAAAUUUGGGCUACAACUUCCAAGUUUGAUGGUAUGGGUGGAAGUGAAGUAAGCCUUUCAGGUGUUGAGGCUGUCAGGCCCCCACCAGGCUUUUGUGAAGACCUUGGCUGCCAUAGUAGUGACCCCAACAAUGGAAAUGUUGGGUUCAUGUCAGAACUUUCAAAUAAUCUUUUAUAUAAACCAAAUCGGACAUGUAUAGAUACUAGGCAGAUGAACUUUGAGAAGAGCGAAGUGGUAGAUCUUUUACAUUCUGGUUCUGAUGGAAGUCAAACUACAGUUCUGGAAGGACGAGGCAACAUAUCUCCUACUUCAUGCAAGUCCCACUCCAAUGUUGAGAAUGACUCCAACAGUGCCAAGACUAUGCAAUCUGCGACAGAAAUGGGGAAUUCAAAUCUUUCAGAUUUUCAUCAUUUCUCUGGACCCAAUAUAGUUUCUGGAGUUGCAGAAACCUUACCAGGCGAUCAGGAGCAAGGAUCGUCUGACAGCAGUGCAUCAAAACAUGAAUGCAGCAGUAAGAACGAAGAAUCAUCUGAAGCAGAUUUGCUGAUGAUCCAGAGGGCAGCUGAAUCACUUGUCCAUUUCUCGUUGGAGAUCUCAUCUGGUAAUCAAGAUUGUUCUACCAAAGCAAUACUAACUGAGACGAAAAGCAAGAAGAAGGAGCAGCCACAGUAUUCUUCUGAUUCUUUUGAGUUAAUUUCUCUGAAUCUAAAAGAAUGUAGUGCAGAUGACUAUUCUGUAUCAUCGAAGCCACUAGAAGUAAAUGACAUAGAGACAAAUGAUUUUUCUUUGAAGUUAAGAAGGGGGAGGAGAUUGAAAGAUUUUCAGAAGGAUAUCCUUCCUGGUCUGGCAUCCCUUUCCAGACACGAAAUUGUUGAGGAUAUCAACAUUCUAGAAGCAGUUCUAAGAUCAAGAGAGUACAAGAAGAUCAGAGCAAAGAUGGCUGACAAACAGAGCUGGUGUGCGCCGCCCGUGAGAAGCAGACGGUCGACACGCAAUUAUGUUGCGAGGAAAAGAUUUUAAGGAAAUUUCAUUCUAUGUUUGGGAGUGCCAUUAUAUGAAAAUUCAUUUUACUUUAUUUUUUGUUUGAAUUGAGAAGUGGCAUUAUUCAUGAAAAUAGCUCUAUUGUGAGUCUAAGCAAAACCAAAAGGUUUGUUGUGUCUCUGUAUACCUGCAAGUAUACUUUAAGCUAAUUUUACAUGGAGUGGUUACUGC